UUGAGACAGAACCGCGGUGCAAAAGCCUCCAUUGUGGACAUCCACAAGUAGUUUUCGAAUUCUACCGGUUCUGAAAACGUCCUUUAACGUUGAUUUCAUAUUUAGAACCCGAAAUUUUAUUGUAUUUAUAUAUAUUUUUUCAAUAUAUCUCGCCGCGAUUUUAUCGAGUUAAAUUUUCGGCAAUUCGGCAACAUGGUCGCGGAUUGCUGCAUUCAAGGGUGUACGAAGGUUCGAUAUCCGACAGUUGGCGCAAAAAAUACGAAAACUCUUUUUAAAGUGCCGGAUAACUGCAUAAAAGAGCGAGAAAUAUGGAUGAAAAACCUCGAGCCUCACAUGAAAAAACCCCACCGCAAACGUAAAUUCAUUUACGUGUGCGAGGAUCAUUUCGAGGAAAAAUAUCUGCGACGUGACCCACCCGAACCAUCGUUUAUCGAUGGAAAAAUGGAAACGGUACCACGGAAACGUCUUCGUUUGGUAACGGGGAGUCUACCAACGAAAUUUGAGUGCUCCACGGUCACCAGUGAGGAGAAUUCCGGUGAUGAGCAGUUGGUGACCAUCGAGCCUCCAUGGUCCCCAAAAUCCUUUGACGACAUCGAUUCAGACUGUUUGUCUUUGAAAAGUGAGUUAUUGUCGUCAACUCCCGAUCUUGAGGAGCCGUUUUCUUCCGAUGGCGAGGAGACAACCACCGAUAUUCAGCAAAGACUGUCUCCGGAGCAAACGAGUUAUAACAUGGACAAUCUUCUGGAUGAAUGGAUUUCUUUUGGAUCUAUAUACGUCCAGUCUUGGGGUUAUAUUAGGGCGGCUCCAGUGGGGAUCCAGUUUAUGUCUUAUUCAUAUUUGGAGCCCUCCAAGUGGCGUGGGAUUCUCGUGAGGAACGACAUGAGUGUCCAGGCGAUGGCUCAUGGAAACAUCGUGAAAUAUCGCACUCAAAUUAAGCGGGUCACGUGCCUCGACGACCUCAUGUUGACGAUAAAAGAAGUCUCCAGUUUGCACGUGUGCAAAGGCACUCUCGGUCGAGUUUGUCCAGUGGGGCUCUACAUGAAACGGAUCACCAAGAAGUCGCAAAGGUGCAACGAUUGCCUGAAGAUUUAUCGGAACGAGUAUGAGAAAAAGAGACGCAGAGAGAUCCGCGAAGAGAAGAAGAAGAUAAACCAGAGACGGCUGACGAAGAACUUGAGACAGCAACUCGUACGGGCAAACGAAAAAAUUGUUAAGCUGCAGGAUGUUGUGGAGGAUUUAGAGGAAGAGAUUCGGCGAGAGAAGAAGAAACAGUUGAUGCUAUAAAUGGGAAUUUGAUAAAUUGAUGGGUAUAAGCCGACUGAAAUUAAAUCAUUUAAAUGAAA
Molecule: messenger RNA, 1343 nt
Organism: Anthonomus grandis grandis
Lineage: Eukaryota; Metazoa; Arthropoda; Insecta; Coleoptera; Curculionidae
Exons: 4
Coding region: 193-1284 (363 amino acids)
Source: RefSeq, a predicted model, not a curated record